Messenger RNA from Pieris rapae (cabbage white), 2257 nucleotides. Its product is annotated as mucolipin-3. The transcript is spliced from 2 exons. NCBI's taxonomy places the organism in Eukaryota, Metazoa, Arthropoda, Insecta, Lepidoptera, Pieridae. Gene Ontology annotation, molecular function: NAADP-sensitive calcium-release channel activity. The record is from RefSeq and is a predicted model, not a curated record. Gene Ontology annotation, cellular component: lysosomal membrane; plasma membrane. Bases 169 to 1968 code for a protein of 599 amino acids.
UUCCGUAGUCUGUGUCCCUUAUCCUUAAUGUCGGGUUGUCUGUGGUGCGUGGUGGAGACUGGAGUUAAGCGAGAGAAAGGUGUUGAUAAUAAAAACAAAAACCUAAAAUUGAGAGACCUUAGCCUUGAUCGAUAAAGAAUCUAAAGAAGCAACAUAAAGAUUGUGCCAAUGGAUGCUAUUGUUUCAACACCGGAGGAAACGGCUUCAGAUUUAGAAGAGAAUAUUAAGGUAACCAGAAAUCCUACCAAUAGUGGAAACAAUGAAAGUUUUACUUCACGGUCAACUUCUACUACGGACAUACACCAACUUGAGGAGAAAAUGAGACGCAAGUUGCAGUUUUUCUUUAUGAAUCCGAUCGAGAAAUGGCGAGCAAAGCGUAAAUUUCCGUACAAAUUCGUUGUGCAAGUGAUUAAAAUAGUAUUGGUAACACUCCAACUUUGCUUGUUUGCCCAUAACAGAUACAAUCAUGUAAAUUACACCUGGGAUAAUCGUAUAAGUUUUUCUCAUUUGUUUUUACUUGGAUGGGACUCUACUCGCGAAAUUAAUGCCUAUCCUCCUGGCGCAGGGCCUUUAGCUGUAUACAAACUUGAUGAGUUUUACAAUACCCUUGAUUUUGCUUAUAGUGGCUAUACAAAUAUAUCCAAUGCCAUUGGCCCAUAUUCAUAUGACAAUGAAGAUAACAAUAUGACAGAACCUGUUUUUUGCCAAUACAAUUACAAAAAAGGUAUAAUCAAUGGAUAUAAUGAAAGCUAUGAAUUUAAUUCAGAGAUUGUUAAAAGUUGUAUUAAUUUUACAAACAGUGAGGGGCAGCUAUUUACUUCUAAACAAUAUUUGAAUGAUACAGGGUUAAACAUAAACUUUGCAGCAUUAGUGAGAGCAGAACUUAUGUUUUCUUUGAAGACUAUAAAUUUAAGAGCAGCUGGGCCAAUUACACCACCUGAUUGUUAUCGUUUUGAUAUUGCCAUAAUAUUUGACAAUGAAGAUCAUGAUGGUCAAAUGUCCUUAACCCUGGAAGCUGAACCUUACAAACUUGCCUGCAAAGGUGAUCAAGCUUAUAUUACUGAUAACCAAAUUGACCAAGUUUUGAGAAGCAUUUUGAAUAUAUUUGUGAUAAUUAUUUGUAGUGUAUCACUUAUGUUGUGCAGUAGAGCUAUUUAUCGUGCACAACUAUUGAGAAAAUUGACCAACCAAUUCUUUAUUAAAACAUAUGAUCGACCCUUAAGUUUGGAUGGCAGAUUAGAAUUUCUAAAUAUGUGGUACAUAAUGAUUAUUGUUAAUGAUAUCUUAAUCAUUAUGGGAUCUGCUAUCAAAGAACGAAUCGAACGAAAUCAAUUUACAAAUGAUCAGUGGAAUGUUUGCUCCUUGUUUUUGGGAACAGGGAACUUAUUAGUAUGGUUUGGAGUACUUCGAUAUCUAGGAUUCUUUAAAACAUAUAAUGUUGUUAUACUAACAUUGAAAAAGGCUGCUCCGAAAAUCUUUAGAUUUUCAUUUUGUGCUCUUCUUUUAUAUGCAGGCUUCAUGUUCUGUGGAUGGCUUAUACUUGGUCCGUACCAUAUGAAAUUCAGAUCACUUGCUACCACAUCUGAAUGUCUUUUUUCAUUAAUAAAUGGAGAUGACAUGUUUGCAACUUUCUCAAUCAUGUCCAAGAAAUCACCAAUGUUAUGGUGGUUCAGUAGGGUUUACUUGUACUCAUUUAUUAGUUUGUACAUUUAUGUUGUACUCAGUUUAUUUAUUUCGGUUAUCAUGGAUGCAUAUGAUACAAUUAAACAAUAUUAUAAAGAAGGCUUUCCAAAGAGUGAUUUGCAGCAAUUUAUUGGUGAAGCAAGCAUUAAUGAAGUGUCUUCAGGCUUAUACAGAACUCAGAGUUCAACAUCUUUAAAUGCAUUCAUGAAUUCCUUGUUUUGUUGCAAUGUGUAUCGAAGUGCUUAUUCAAAAAUAGGCGGUAGUUCCACCUUUAAUAUGUUAUAGGCUCAAAUGUUUAAAAUUAGUUUAAAUUGUUUGUAGCUGUAUUGUAAAUAUGUACUGUAAUGUAUAUUAGAUGUUCUUUGAGUUACCAAAGUUGUACAACCACUGAUAAAAGGUGGCUUUAUAAUAUUAUUAUGAUAAUAAUUAAUUUAAUUAAAUUUUUUAUACUAGAAAUUAAUUAAUCAUAAUCAAAUACGAAAUAUAAUUAUUAUAAGGUAAUACCUGAAUACAGGCAUUGUAUUUAGGUAUUCUGUCCAUUAUACCGUGAUAUAAUAAAGCAUGUUCAUAUCAA